AUGUUAUCAACGCGACAACUGCGGAGGUUUUCUUCAAUUCUUCGUAUGCGAUCACUUUGUUUGAAUUCUCUCUUCCGCAGUAGUGGGUCUUCUGCUGUUCUUAUGCAACGAACUAGUAUCACGGAUCAUACUGGAGGUUCAGGGAGUUUUACUCAAGGAGAUGUGGGAGCGGGAACAGCAAAGAAAACAUUAUUAGAGGAGGAAAAUGAUCUUGUUAAACAUCUUCGAUUAGAAUUGAAAAAUACCAACGAACGACUUGAUAAAGCCACUGAAAUUAUUCAUCAUCUUGUGAAACUUGUGGAUAAGAAGCGUUUUGCCGCUGAAAUGGCUAUGUUUGAAAAAAGUAUGGAAGGUGGUGGUGGUCUCUUUGUUACAACGAACUCUGCUGAAUUGGAGAGGGCUUUGCAAACACCAGGUGCCCGUAUUGUUCUUUUAGAGAAUCAUCAUUAUAUUCUGGGAACUCUUGGAUCUGUACAUAUCACUAAAACAAAUGUGACGAUUAUUGGAAAUAACGCUACCAUUGAAGGAUAUUUAAGACUCUCACGAGAUGCAAGUCUUGAGGCAAGUAAUGUUACUUUUCUUUCUCCUAAAGGAUUAUCUGAUGAGAAUGAAAAGGGAUUCCGCGAUUGGCGUAGCACCACUCUUCUUCCUUGUAUAGAUGCCACUCAACGUUCUGAUGUUCAUUUGCGCAAUUGUAAGUUACUAGGUGGACGAGAUGGUUUAUACUUGGGAGUUGAUUCCCAUGCAAAGUUAGAGAAUGUGUUAAUUGCGGAUUGUGCCUGA
This is a messenger RNA of Trypanosoma theileri, 783 nucleotides long. RefSeq lists its product as uncharacterized. The transcript has a single exon. The coding region runs from base 1 to 783 and encodes 260 amino acids. The record is from RefSeq and is a predicted model, not a curated record. NCBI's taxonomy places the organism in Eukaryota, Euglenozoa, Kinetoplastea, Trypanosomatida, Trypanosomatidae.